UACACAGCAGCCUCAACUGGGGCUGCGCAUGUAUUUUCCCUUCCCAGCUGGUCAGCAACACAUUGCCUGUAGAGCUCCACAGGCCACCUGCAACCUCUCCAUGGAUCUCCUGGGAGCAGCAGCCCUUUUCCUGGUCAUCUGCCUCUCUUGCCUGACCAUCCUCUCAACAUGGCGGCAGAUGCACCGCAAAAGCCAGAUGCCACCUGGACCAACUCCCCUCCCCUUCAUUGGGAACCUGCUCCAAGUCAACACAAGUGAUGUGUACCGUUCACUCAUGAAGAUCCGUGAGAAAUAUGGUCCUGUCUACACCAUUCACUUAGGGCCUCGCCGUGUUGUGGUCUUGUGUGGAUACGAUGCCGUGAAGGAGGCGCUGGUGGAUCAGGCUGAAGAGUUCGGUGGCCGUGGAAAGCAAGCCACGUUUGACUGGCUUUUCCGGGGUUACGGGGUUGCCUUCAGUAACGGGGAACGGGCCAAACAGCUACGCCGAUUCUCCAUCAUGACGCUGAGGAAUUUUGGGAUGGGAAAGAGAUCCGUCGAAGAGCGGAUCCUGGAGGAAGCCCACUUCCUGCUGGAAUCCCUGAGGGCAACAAAAAGUGCCCCCUUUGACCCCACCUACAUGCUGAGCCGCACGGUGUCCAACGUCAUCAGCUCCAUCGCCUUUGGCGACCGCUUUGAAUACGAAGAUCAGGAGUUCCACUCCUUGCUGAGCAUGAUGCUGGGUAGCCUCCGGUUCACUGCCACCUCUUGGGGACAGCUCUACGAAAUGUUCUCAGGCAUCAUGCAGUACCUGCCAGGCCCACAGCAGGAAGCCUUCAAGCAACUCUUAGGGUUGGAGAAGUUCAUCACAAGGAAAGUAAAAGCCAAUGAGGAGACCCUGGACCCCAACUCCCCUCGGGAUUUCAUCGACUGUUUCCUUGUGAAAAUGCAAGAGGAAAAGGAAAACCCACACUCUGAGUUCUCCCUAAGGAAUCUGGUUUUGACUACCCUCGCCGUUUUCUUUGCUGGCACAGAAACUGUCAGCACCACCUUGCGUUAUGGCUUCCUUCUUCUGCUGAAAUACCCAGAGGUUCAAGAGAAGGUCCAAAAGGAGAUUGAGCGUGUGAUUGGCCGGAAUCGCAGUCCCAGCAUGAACGACCGGCCCCUGAUGCCCUAUACGGAUGCUGUGAUCCAUGAGAUCCAGAGAUUCUCUGACAUAAUUCCUAUGGGAGUAUCACGACGAGUGACCCGUGAUACUCAAUUCUGGGGAUACACCAUUCCCAAGGGAACUGAAGUGUUUCCCAUGCUUGGGUCUGUGCUGAGAGACCCUCGACAUUUUGCAAGACCAGACAUGUUUGACCCCCAGCACUUUCUGGAUGGGAAUGGGCAGUUCAAGAAGAAUGAGGCUUUUAUGCCUUUCUCUAUUGGGAAACGCUAUUGCUUUGGAGAGCAGCUAGCCCGGAUGCAACUCUUCCUCUUCUUCACCAGCAUCCUGCAGAACUUCCACAUCAAAUCUCCCAUCCCACCUGAAAAGAUUGACGUCUCUCCCAUGCUGGUUGGCUUUGUCACCCUUCCACAUUUUUAUGAGAUGUGUGCCAUUCCCCUCUGAAGCAGGACUUGAAGAAGUGGAGCCCCAUCGUCACCCACCUUGGCCACCCAAGUGUCAAAGGAGGAGGCAUUUUUCAACAUGUAAAACACCAGAACAGGCUAACCAUACCAAGUCUUGAUUCUUUCUUUUGAAUUUCCAUUAGCUCUGUUUCCAUUUGUGGAAUUUCUUUACUCUGCAUUUCUUUUGGAAUCGAUCUCACAGGUGAAUAAAUAUCUGGUCCCUGGCUCUCUGCCCUCUUCCUCCUCUACCCACUUCCCCGAGGCACCUCUCCUCUUUCCCCUUUCUGACCAUCAGCAUCCCUCCUGGCAUCUAGUCCAACCAU
This is a messenger RNA of Zootoca vivipara (common lizard), 1907 nucleotides long. RefSeq names its product cytochrome P450 2A13-like. Gene Ontology annotation, cellular component: cytoplasm; intracellular membrane-bounded organelle. Gene Ontology annotation, biological process: epoxygenase P450 pathway; xenobiotic metabolic process. Lineage: Eukaryota; Metazoa; Chordata; Lepidosauria; Squamata; Lacertidae. Gene Ontology annotation, molecular function: oxidoreductase activity, acting on paired donors, with incorporation or reduction of molecular oxygen, reduced flavin or flavoprotein as one donor, and incorporation of one atom of oxygen; heme binding; arachidonate epoxygenase activity. The record is from RefSeq and is a predicted model, not a curated record.